AUGCAUGUUGUUAUGGAUUCAACAGUCAUGUUUAUUUGUAAGUAUGGGUUGGAGAUUUUUCCGGUGAGGUUAUCGGGUGGUGGUAGGUUGAAGGAUGUCUUAAGUAGCAUUUGUAAUAGGUGGAAGAAUCUGUCGAAUGAAUCUGAUUUUGAGAACAUGCUUUUCUUGCUUAGUAAUUGUGAUCGCAUAAAUGCAAAGGUUGACGAGAAUGAACAUAGUAGCCGGUUAAUUGUUGGUAGUACUAUUGAUGAAAUGGAUGAUGUUGAUGAAGUUGUUGAUGAUGAGGUAGAAUAUGUGGAUGGAAUGGACCCAGCGGAAAAGUAUUGUAAACAUACGGAGACUAGGUAUUUGACUGAAGCUUUGGCUAAUUUGAUAGAGGGUGUCGGACAAGAGUUUCCCAAAGGUGUGAAGGAGUUCAGGGCUGUGUUGGCUAAAUACGCGAUUGAGAAUGGCUUCAUGUAUCGUUUCGUGAAAAAUGAUUUACUUAGGAUUACGGCUGUUUGUGUUAGUACAGGGUGUGAAUGGAAGGUGCAUGCUAUUUUAAAUAGGACCAAUGGUGUAUUUCAUAUUAAAAAGUGUCAUAAUGAGCAUAAUUGUGGGUCAACAUACCGAACCAAUAAGCAUAAGCGUGUGUCAUCCCUUCUGGUUGCGAAUGAGAUAGCUGGGAUUGUUGAGAAAAAACCCAAGACUUCUCCAAUCGACAUGCAGGAUUGGUUUACGGACAAGUAUGGUCUUAAUUUGUGCUAUCAUAAUGCUUGGUUAGAUGCGGAGAAGGCAAGGGGGGAAUUGUAUGGAGAUUAUGAAGGUUCAUUCGAUAGGCUUCGGUGGUACGUUGAAGCUGCAAGGGCUACGAAUCCGGGGAGCGUAUUGAGGCUAAAAUCUGAUCCUGUAACCAAAGAGUUUUCACGGCUAUUUGUGACGUUUGAUGCUUGUAUCAAGGGUUUCAAUUACUGUCGGCCUUUUCUGUGUCUUGAUACCACCCAUUUGAAAGAUAGAUUCAAAGGAACACUCCUUGCCGCAACAGGAAAAGAUGCAAAUCAAUGUUUAUUCCCUAUAGCUUAUGCAAUUUGUGACGCUGAAAAUGAUGCUAAUUGGACUUGGUUUCUUGGCCUUUUGAGGAGUACAUUGUCCACUCGUCCUUUUAACUUGAAGGAUCACUUUCCUGGUCGGUUUAGGAAAGGUUUUCGGAACAGGCUCGUAGAAUUGUUCAACAAAUGUGCAUAUGCUUCAUCGGUGUCGGUUUACAAAGCUGCGGAGGAAGAUUUUUACCAAUUUGGUGGGGAUAAAGCUAGGACCUUUAUUGCGAGUGUCCCUAAAGAGCAUUGGAGUAACGCGUAUUUUAAAGGUCAACGGUACGGUGAGAUGAGCUCUAGUGCUGUGGAGUCAUUUAACAAUUGGAUUCUUAAAGCUCGGGAAAUGCCUGUUUUUUAUUUAGUUGAUGAACUUCGUCGCAAAAUUAUGAAGCAAAUGGCAGAUAGGAGAGUAAAGUCGAUGAAAUAG
Rhododendron vialii is the source of this 1500-nucleotide messenger RNA. RefSeq lists its product as uncharacterized. Bases 1 to 1500 code for a protein of 499 amino acids. Lineage: Eukaryota; Viridiplantae; Streptophyta; Magnoliopsida; Ericales; Ericaceae. The transcript is spliced from 5 exons. The record is from RefSeq and is a predicted model, not a curated record.